Moneuplotes crassus is the source of this 4103-nucleotide messenger RNA. NCBI's taxonomy places the organism in Eukaryota, Ciliophora, Spirotrichea, Euplotida, Euplotidae. The record is from the annotation of a GenBank genome assembly.
AUGCCUGCUAAGAAACAAGACAAGAAGGGAGGCCAACAGCAACAAGAGGAGGAUCUUUCAGACCUGAGUUCACUUCCACAUUUGAAUAUAGUCACAAUGUCAACAUUGUACUAUUUUUACUUUCAGAAAAGCAGAGAUGAAGUCAAGGAAACUAUUGAUUCAAUGUUGUCAGAGGAGCAAGUCGCCAAUCUCGAAGGACUUACACAUGUAAAGACCAUUACGAGAGAAAGUAUCAUUGAAGCACUUCAAGCUAAAGCAGAAGCUGUAGAAGGAGAAGAGCCAAAAGAAAUCGAUUCAAAAGCUAUUGCACAAGGAUUUACUGAGAAAAUAGUUGAACUAGGACUUCCUUUAAGAAGAGAGAAAAAGCAAUCAUCUGGCCAAGACGAAGCCAAAGAAGAUGAGGGACAAGAUCAGCCAAAAUCUGAGCUUACUAAAACAGAUAUGAUGAUAAAUCUGGUCAACUUCCCACUGAAUCAGGAAGAAUUUGUAGAAUUUACCAAACUCAGAAAUCCUCUUAAUAAAUUAUAGUUGUGGUUAGAGAGAAAAAGCCUCAAGACUUUGACGAAUUAUUGAAAGAAUCACAUAAAGAAAAGCCACAAGAAGGCGAGGGAGAAGGAGACAAAGAGCCUGCUCCUGAAGGUGAAGGAGACGAACCUCCAAAACUUAUCGAGAAUGAAGAGAGAGAUGUAGUAGAUAAAUUAACCAGGUCAUAUGAUUACAAAGCAUUUAAAUCCCCUAAGGAUUCCAUUCACAAAUUAUCUGAUUUGAAAGUCUUUCAUUAUGAACAUAUUGUUGAGGGAGCUGAAGAAGGAGCUGGUGAAGGUUCCCAACCGCCAAAGAACACACUAAAUGAACUAAAGGAGAGAUUCUCUACAGAGCUUAUUUCAUCAGAGAAGAAAUUUAUUGAAUUUUAUAACAAAGUAUUAUCAAACAAGGUUGAGCCUUCAAGACCAGCUACUGCUCAAUCAAAGAAAUCAGAGGUAUCUCAGAAGUCUGAAAAAUCUCAGUCUGAGCAAUCUCAAAAAGAGGUAGUAAAACAAGAGCUUGUCCCUGCUGGUUUCCAAGAAAACAUUAUGUCCCAAGCAGUACUUCAGGAGGAAGAGUUUUAUGGAUCAACAGAAGAUCUAUCUGGACUUUCAAAAUGGGAUGACUUUGAUAUCUAUUCAAAGAAUACAACAAGAGUUGAAUAUGAUAAAACGUCAGUAGCUCAUUUGUUAAUCUCUGCUAUCAAGCAGGUCAGUCAUAAGCAACAAAAAGUGAAUGACCUUGAAAGAAAGAACCAAGAUGUGAGUGAUUUACAAGCGAUGCUCAAACAAGGAUUUGAAUUCUCUGAACACCUUGAUGAAGAUAAUACAGAAGAAAUUCAGGUAGAAGAAACAGGCAAUAUUAAUAGUAAAAGUUUACAUCAAAACGAUCAUCAAGAAAUCCAACAAGAAGAGCAGGACCAGGAUGGGUCAAAAGAAAACAGAGGAGGGUUUUCCCAAGAAGUAGAAGACACUAAACCUAAAGUAAAAGUAGUAGCUGGGUUAAAGUCUCCACUAUUUGACCAAGUAGACCAAAUUGUGCUACAGAAUCAUCUAAUGAUGUGACUCGAUGGUACAAGUCUGGAGGAUAUUGAGAGAGGUAUUCUGAAUAGCCUUGUGCUACCUGGGACUAGAAGAGAAGGAAUGCCAGAGAGUCCAGAACUAUCUCUUCCAAAAAGAAAAGCUGACAUAAACGAAAUAGUCUCUUUCUCAACAAUUGGAUCCGAGAAGAUUCAGAGAGCUCUUUGGAUGAAAGAAAUCGCUGAUCUUAUGAAAGAUAAAGAGCCUGAACGAGAAUGGGAAUUUUAUGAUAGAAAUUACUGGAAGGCUUUAUCUAAAGACGCUGUGAAGUAUGAGAUCAGCAGAUAUUUGCUACUCAAUCCUAAUAUUGCAACUAAAUACAGUAGCAGAGAAGAUGGGCUCUUUGUCAGUCUGUAUUUCAAAAAUCCCCCAGGAAGAAUCAUGAGGAAUCAGUGGAGUUAUAAUUUUGCCACUUCAACUGAGUUUAGAGAUUUCUUAUCAAAAUAUGAUGGAGAUAGUACAGACUUCACUGAUUUGGGAGGAUCGGAUGAUUUGAAAUACUUCAACAAGAAAUCCUCAAUAAAAUGUAAUGAGAAGACAAUGUACCCAAGCGAUAAUAGUGUCAUAAAAACGAUCAAAUGAGAGAUUGGCAAUAAGACUAUUGGCAGAAGCUUGGUAAUCAAAGAUAACUAUACUUUUGGAAUGAGGGAAGCAAAGAAUAGUUUCUUACAAAAUGAAGAAUAUCUUACUCGAGAAGAAAGACAGCAAAAACAGAAUAAUAUAAAUGAAGAAAACCUCGGAGGAGAGCUAUGGUGCACCCUUGGAGAUCCAUCUGUUCAGUUCUUUGUUGAAAAUGUAAUCGAUGAUAGAGACGAAGGAGAUUCAAAAGAGAAUUCUGGAGCUGCUGCUACUUUCUCAUACCAAGAUGGACUUAUAGUCAAAUUUUUACCUUCUAUGGAGGUUCUUCAAUCAAGAAUCGAUUCUCAAAGAACCUACAAACAAAAGACUGUUGAUCUACCUUAUAAUCAUACAAAUGAAAGCGAAAUUGAAUUGAAGAGGCUGAUAACAAAGCAUGGAACUGUCCUAAGAUAUAUGAAGGAUAAAUCCAUUCAGCUUCUUUUCUCGAAUGGAAAUUAUUCUGUAUAUUCUCCAAAAGAUAAAGUCUGGACUAAGAUCAAUAACUCUGGAGAAAAAUCUAUGCAUUACAUUGAUAAUGAAACUGGGAAGGUUUCUAAAAUAGUCAAAUGUGAGCCCUUGACUGUUGAAGAGAAUAUUGACCCAGAGACCAACCAAUUAGUUUUAAUUAGGUCAGAUGGAGUCAUGAUCAUAAACUACAACGAUGGUACAACUCUGACUCUUCAUCAUGACAACACCAAGAUUUUGACAAAGCCAGAUGACGAGAACUUCGAAAAGUUUAUUGAAAAGGAUGAUUACGCUCCAGUCAGGAUUAGAUUCAAUGCAGUUAAACUAAGAGCCCACACUAUUAUAGGAAUGGGAGGUACAAAUGCUCUCAUGGGAAUUGAUAACUUAAUGGAAAGGUCAAAUGAUGGAUUCGUGUUAGAUACAUACCUCCCUGAUGAUGCUCUUGUUGAAACUUAUAAAGAGAAGCAACAGCUAGAAGGUUACAAUAACUUCUCUCUCAAUACCAUCCACUUGAUUAGGAGACAUGAUUACAGUGUGAUUAAGGUGAAGCAGGAAGGAGAAGUUGUAAUCAUCACUUCGAAUCAGAGAUUCUAUCUCAAUGAUAUUGGUUACAGAUGAGACAUUGGAGAGGACAAGGACUACUUCUUUGAGCUUUAUGGAUUUGAGAGUGAUAGAAGAAGCGGUGUCUUUACCUGUGAUGUAUCAAACGGAACUAUAAGAGUAACUGAUGAGGAGUCAAAUAUCUUUGUUGUAUAUGCUAAUGGAGAAAGUAUCGAAAAACUCUCUGUCUCUUUUAACUUAAAUGAGACUGCAGAUAGUUUUGCAAGAAAGAAACCUAAUUCCCCAAGGAACUUACCUGAUGGAGAAUAUAUCGAUGAAGAAUGUAAAUUUUUGGUUCCUCCAAAUUCUGUGAUGGACCCACGACUCUUCUUUAUCAAGAAUAAUGAAGAAGGGUACGAAUUCUUUAACAUCAAGCAACUUGAAUACUUCUUAAGAGCGAGAGAUGUUGAUACUAAAUCCUUAAAUGAGAACAAACAAAUCACUAUUGGAACUGAGAAAGUAAAUUUAAUAACUUCCUUAUCUACCUUAAAGAAGAGAACUCAAAGAAAGAUGAUUUCUGAUAUUGCUGAGAUUCCUCAGAAUGUCAGUGCAGCUGUGCAGACAAUUUUGAUAUCCUCUAACCCUGAAGAGAAGGUGUUUAUCAAUUCCAAACUUUUAGAAUUCGAUGAAAUUGAUGCAAUGGAUAUCAAGAACUUCGAAGAUAGCAUGGAAAGAUAUCAAGCACAUAAGAAGAUGCAAGCAGAUGAGGCUAAAAGACUUGAAGUAAUCGAGGAACAACUAGAUUUCAGAUCAAAGGCUAAGCUGAAAGAAGAGCAAGAGUUCUUUGAGAAGGUGUUGAAAUUAAGGAACCAAUAG